AUGCACAUCAUACUCCCGAAGCUCAACAACACCCCGCAGUACGCAUACUUGCCGCACCGCAGUACUUACAAUGCCAUCAGCCGCGCGGCGAGAUUCUGCUCCACAAUUCGUGAUCGCCUCGCUGCCUCUCGCAUCGAGGUUCAGGACCGCAAACAAGGCAAGGUGCGCAGCACAGUGACAGGCGGAGCUCUUAUCAGUUUAGACAUGAGUAAAGCUUUCGACUAUGUCUCACAUGCGUAUCUUGCUGCCGCCAUGCGUUUCCUUGAAAUCGACGAAGAUACUAUACAACUUGUCCUUGCCAUCCACCACACACAAUACCACGUGGAGCACAAAGGGCAUACUGGCCAAAUCUCGUUAGCUAAUGGCAUCCGACAGGGUUGUGUGCUCAGUCCGAUGUUGUGGGUGAUUGUGACGCAUUACAUGUUCCAUCAGCUUACUGUAAAGUUGACCAAUUUCGAGCCCCAUGCCUCAGCUGCAGCCUGGGUACGUGACUACAACACAUACUUCGCCGACGAUCUUUUAGCAAAGUUUGAGCUUGAAACGGUCGCCGACCUCAGGCUUGUCUGCACUCGCGUAGGCUGUUUGUUUGAGGUGUUAAAAGCAGCGGGCAUGCAGAUAAACGAUGAGAAGUCUCGGAUCUUGCUGCGCGCAUCGGGCAACACCUUGACAAAAUGGAUCCGUAAACGAUCCUAUGUUAAAGACGGCAUCAAGUACGUGCAACUUGGCACUCCUUUUGCGCCGGUCAACAUCCAGCUAAUCAAACAACUUGAUUACCUAGGCAUCACGUUGUCCUUUGCGCAGUUUGAGUGUCAGACCGCCAAAGCCCGCAUCAAGCAGGUUCUCCGAGACAUAUCACACAUGAGACAACCGCUGAUCUUUACAGCAGAUGUGGCCUGA
Symbiodinium sp. CCMP2592 is the source of this 897-nucleotide messenger RNA. The record is from the annotation of a GenBank genome assembly. NCBI's taxonomy places the organism in Eukaryota, Dinophyceae, Suessiales, Symbiodiniaceae.